Molecule: messenger RNA, 744 nt
Organism: Ochotona curzoniae (black-lipped pika)
Lineage: Eukaryota; Metazoa; Chordata; Mammalia; Lagomorpha; Ochotonidae
Gene: LHFPL4
Product: LHFPL tetraspan subfamily member 4
Exons: 3
Coding region: 1-744 (247 amino acids)
Biological process (GO): sensory perception of sound; gamma-aminobutyric acid receptor clustering
Cellular component (GO): inhibitory synapse; postsynaptic membrane; plasma membrane
Molecular function (GO): GABA receptor binding
Source: RefSeq, a predicted model, not a curated record
AUGCUGCCCUCGCAGGAGGCCUCCAAGCUCUACCACGAGCACUACAUGCGGAACUCGCGGGCCAUCGGGGUGCUCUGGGCCAUCUUCACCAUCUGCUUCGCCAUCAUCAACGUGGUGGUCUUCAUCCAGCCCUACUGGGUGGGCGACAGCGUGAGCACUCCCAAGCCUGGCUACUUCGGUCUCUUUCACUACUGCGUGGGCAGCGGGCUGGCGGGCCGCGAGCUCACCUGCCGCGGUUCCUUCACCGACUUCAGCACCAUCCCGUCCGGCGCCUUCAAGGCCGCCGCCUUCUUCGUGCUGCUCUCCAUGGUGCUGAUCCUCGGCUGCAUCACCUGCUUCGCGCUCUUCUUCUUCUGUAACACCGCCACGGUCUACAAGAUCUGCGCCUGGAUGCAGCUCUUGGCAGCUCUGUGCCUCGUCCUCGGCUGCAUGAUCUUCCCCGACGGUUGGGAUGCCGAGACCAUCCGGGACAUGUGCGGGGCCAAGACGGGGAAGUACUCACUCGGGGACUGUUCGGUGCGCUGGGCCUACAUCCUGGCCAUCAUCGGCAUCCUCAACGCGCUCAUCCUCUCCUUCCUCGCCUUCGUGCUGGGCAACCGGCAGACCGACCUGCCGCCGGAGGAGCUCAAGCAGGAGAACAAAGAUUUUGUGGGCUCCACAGUCAGCUCUGUGCUGCGGCCAGGCGGUGACGUCUCGGGCUGGGGAGUGCUUCCCUGUCCAGUGGCCCACUCACAGGGACCCUGA